Molecule: messenger RNA, 4750 nt
Organism: Notolabrus celidotus (New Zealand spotty)
Lineage: Eukaryota; Metazoa; Chordata; Actinopteri; Labriformes; Labridae
Gene: st3gal3a
Product: ST3 beta-galactoside alpha-2,3-sialyltransferase 3a
Exons: 11
Coding region: 295-1386 (363 amino acids)
Molecular function (GO): sialyltransferase activity
Source: RefSeq, a predicted model, not a curated record
CCCGUGAGGUCCGUGCAGUUGCCUGUGGACAGGGAAAAGCAGCAGCUCGGCAGCAGCCUGCAGCCUGGAACCUGGAGCCUGUGCGAAGGGGAGGGGGACGCCGACUCUGCCCCUCUCAAGUGGGUUGAAUAAAUUCAGUGCUACUUGAGACAGAUAAAAAAUGUUGACCAAUGCAUAUCCGAUGCUUGGUGGCCGUCGCGGUGGCAGGAAGCAGCGACGUGUUUGAGGUCGACUUGAAAAUUAACUGUCUCCGUCUGGCUCCAGUCUGGAAAGUGCCAUGUAUACCUGCUGGAGAUGAGAAUGAAACCCAGUCGCAACAUCCUCCUGGGCCUGUGCUCCGUGCUGGCCUUGGGAUUCCUGUAUUACUCUUCAGGGCGGAUCAGCUUACGAGGCUGGAACCACAAAUCAUUGUACGACAAACAAGGAUUCCUUGUGAAGCUGGAUACUAGUCUGCCUUUGGAGCUUAUGUACAAAUACGGCAAUCUCAGUGAAGGAGCCUGUAAGCCUGGCUAUGCAUCUGCAAAGAUGACUGCCAUUUAUCCAAAGUUCGCCCAACUGCAGCCCAUGUUCCUCGAUCCAAAUUACAAGCGGUACUCCAAGAUUUGCGAUUAUUCACCUCCGUUUGGUGUAAAAUCACAAGAGAAGAUUAUAGAUAUUCUUCUCUCAGCCACCAAGAGCUACAGCCUCGGGGAAGAUCUUGACAACAUGAAUUGUAAGACAUGUAUCAUCAUGGGAAAUGGAGGAAUCCUUGCCAACAAAUCUCUGGGACAGAGAAUUAAUGAAUUUGACGUUGUGAUCAGGUUAAAUGAGGCCCCUGUGAAAGGCUUUGAGAAAGAUGUUGGCUCCAAGACCACCAUGAGGAUCACCUAUCCAGAGGGGGCCAUCCAAAAGACAGACCGCUACGAGACUGAUUCCCUGUUCGUCCUUUCUGCCUUUAAAGCUCUCGACUUAAAGUGGCUGAGACACAUGGUCUUCAAUCAGCGGCUGCGCAGCACGGAUGGGUUCUGGAAGUCGGUGGCUAAACAUGUUCCAAGGGACCCCAACGACAUACGCAUCCUUAACCCCUUCUUCAUCCAGGAGGCCUCUUUCAAGCUGAUUGGCCUUCCUCACAACAAUGGACAGAUGGGCCGAGGGAAUAUCCCAACCCUGGGGGCAGUUGCCAUAACAAUGGCCCUUCAUAACUGUGAUGAAGUAGCUGUUGCUGGAUUUGGCUACAACAUGAGCACCCCCCAUGCCCCUCUGCACUACUAUGAGAAGAUCAGGAUGUCAGCCAUUAAAGAGUCUUGGACUCACAACAUAUCGAGAGAAAAGGAGUUCCUGAUAAAGCUGGUGAAAGCCGGGGUUAUCCAGGACUUGACCAAUGGGAUCUGUGGUGCAGGAUGCUGAUGGUCUGCAUUCAAAUGUUAUGCUCCAGAAAGUAGCAUUGUGCUCUCCUCCACCUGUUCCAGCACCUGAAGAGGGAAACUCACGGCUCUGUAGGCCACGUUGCUGGCAAACAGCAGCAGCUGGCACUCUUAUUGGUCAGAGUUGAGACCGUGAGUAUAUCAGGCUUAAAGACAAGGACGCACUGCCUUAGUGUUUCAUUUUAUCCUAUUGCAAGCAAAUGGCCUCCUAUUGCAAUAUUCAGCUUGUCCUAGUUGCAGGUUAGUGUAUUUUUUACAUGGAUUUGGUUAACUCAGUGUUGAGAAUCGAACCAGCACCUUAACCAGGCUGCCCUACAACUAGACUGGCUGCAGGCUGGAGAAAAGAAGGAGCUCAUUGUGGGACGAAGAAGACGUUGGACUAAUUGUUGGGCCUGUGCCAAGAAUACCUCUACAAGUGUCCUUCUGCUUACACAUCUGAAUGUAUCUGCAUCAUACUCAAAGUUAUUAUAGACAUUUAUAUCUUCCAGGUUCUGUGUUAAACAGGGUGCACACCAGAUGAGGCAUGACUCAGCCGUCCUGGACCAGUCUCUGACGUCUUAGUAAACCUUUCUAUCAGAGCAACGUGGCAAUCAUCACAGGGUGUGUGGUUGAGUGUGUCAGCGUCGGUAUGAAGCUAGAAGGCUGGGUAAUAUAAGCAAAUAAGAGCUUCCUCUGAAUCUACAACACACAUCACACUUAAACGCACAUCAAUGCUCAUCACGCUGAUUUGACUGCACGAAAAGACACAUUAUGUAUAUUUCUUGUGGAGCAGAGAUAUACAAUCAUCCCUCAAAGACUUGCCCCCAAAUGUCUACUGGAUGUAGCAGAGGCCUGAGCAGCUCGUAUCACUGAGAAGUUCACUUUGGAUGUAUAAAUGCACAUAUCUAUUUAGCAUUGACUGCAAAUUAUAUUAGCUAUACAUGUGUGUUAUUGACUUAAUAUUUUGCAGCUGUCCUUUCUCCUGCUGAGUCUGUGAAAACUACAGGCUUCUUCAUGUAAUACCAAUAAUUUAAUAAUAGCUAUAAGACAGUUAUUGAAACGAGUGAAGUAUAAAUGUGCUCAUAAUUUGUUAAGAACAAGUUCUGUGCUGUGGAAUAUUUCCAAUAAACAUCUGAAAUGUUGUGAAGGUAUGACAAAGGUGUGGCCAAGCUGCAUCCAGGGGACACAGGGGGGGAACCUCACUGAGUCCUAGCUAUCAUUUUGUUGAAGUGUUGCCUACAGGUUGGAUCGUACGGAGCACCACUGUGGUGUUGGACUGACAGUGAGUAAAGAAAACAAACAUGUUUCAACUAAAGACAACAGGCCCCAGAAUUUUCCACAGUAGUGUCCUCUUGAAUGAAAAACAUUUCUUUGUUAAUUUGAUUGGACGAAGUGAUGACUUCACACUUUAGUCAAGUCAAAGAUAAGGUGCUUAUUUAACUCAGAGAACAGCGUUUCCUUAUACUGCAGGUAAUAAAGGAAGAUGUUGAGUUGUGGAAAGCAUUAUACGCACCUAAAAAUAAUGUCUAUCUAUCUUUCUGUCUUAACAUAUGAAAUGAAUUGCUUGCAUGACCGAUACCUGCAUCAUAUCAGACAGCAGUGUAUUGAACUCCUUUAUUCUUCAUACACAGAUGGCAUUAUUGUGAUUUGAUUUUUGAUGAUUACAAAAAGAGGGGAUUUCACUUCUUUAAAGCUGGAGUCAAUCUCAUCUCCAGAUCAAAUAUCCUGUAGUACAAAGUUCUUCAUUUCAAACCUACAGAGGUGCACCUUCUCAUGACCAAGGCUUUUCAAGAACAAAUCUCUUUUUUUGUCUUUCAUAUUUGCCAUGAGGAGGUAAAAUGAACUCAACUUGCAUAUAGGUCAGAUAUUAUCAACACAGUGCUAAAGUUCACUUUUCUGUUUUUUAAUAAAAGUAAAGAGCAGGCUGUUACUCAGGGUGACUUCAUCUGAGAUAAACAAAAUAAGCCCCUAAGGCCAGGGUCAGAAUACAUGACAUCAGCUUGAUAAUGUCCCAAAUCCAAAACAGACAUUAAGAAUAUAAAUCAGCAUUAGCAUUAAUAAAUGUCUAGUUUGUUCCUGUGUUAUACGCUUUUAGUCUGCCUCACAAAAUCUUGACAUAGAACUAUCAAUCUGAACUAUUUUCCUAUUCCUUAAAUAACUGAACCAAGGAAAAUGACAGUGAAGAAUAAGCUAGCAAAAUAGCAGACAUAGAUGUUACCAGUGGAUUUACAAUACUUUAAAAGUCGACUUUAUAAGUGUUUCAUGUGUGGAAAAUGUUUUCAAGCUCUUUGUUCAAAUUCAAGUAUGAUUAUUAUGUCAUUGCCAAGGUAAUAAUGCAUUUUAAAGCUCCUGUAAGUAUUUUUUUUAUAUGUUUUAGAACAGACUGCAAUUAGUAUUGUUACUUCGUCAUGAUCUACAAAAGCAAGCAAGAUCAUUAGCAUAAAUACUGACUUUCUCUAUAUUGUAAUUUUUGAUGUCUAGAACUUCUUGUAGGGGGUAGGUGUCAGAUGAAGUGAAUAACAGUACUUCUGCAGGAAAAGCGUUUUUUAAACAUGUCCUAUCGUAACAAUUCUUGGAUGCAGAUACAUUUGAAACUCAAUAGGUUGAUUUUUUUGUUAUAAACACCACUAACUCGUACAGGAUACAAUCAACAAAGAGGUCAGGUACUGCUUUGACCACAGGCGGUGCUAAAAUUAGCACAGACCCAAAGUUUGUUAUUAGAGCUUUAAUGUUGCUUUUGUUUAACUCUAAAGAGACUCAAUGUGGCACGUUUAAAAUCAGAGCCUACAUAUAAAAAGCCAUACUUGAAGUCAUGGUCAUAUUGAAUUAUUUGCUGCACAGCAUGUUUUUUUUUAUUCAAUGAUGGAUUUAAUUUUUGGGUGUUUUUUUGUUUUUGUUUAUAUGAAUGGAAAAUGUCAGAUGGAGUUAAGCUGGUACCUGCUUUAAAGAUCCACCUCUUCUCUUAAACACCUCUUAAAUGUCAAUAUUCUUGAUGUCCCAGAAGAACAUUUGUUCAUAAUUGUUUGUGUCUCAGUGGAACACCAAAGCAUUCCCCUCAAUCACUUCACUCAGCCUGUUAUAGGCUGCUAUCUCAGGCCCCCUGACCACUCUUAUGAUCAGUGUUACUAUCAAACACAUGAACGAAGCUUUAUAAAUCUAUCUCACAUUACUGAAGAUAAUCAGCUGUGUUGUGAAGUCUGUGUGAGUGUUUGUGUUGCUUUAAACUGUAACCUGCAUAGUUUAUGCUCACCUAACUGCAGGUGAUUGUUGACUUGAUGCCAGUCAGAUUUUCAUGCCAAAGUAUUCAUAUAUUUACUGUAGGCCUUGCACAGGACCUCACUGAUAAAUAAAGAUUGAAGGAUGCUGUA